AUGACUAAAUUGCUGAUAAUCAUAUAACUUAAGAUCAUAACUAAAUUAAUAAUCCAAUGUAUGCCGAUUUAAUUUUUGUGGAAAGAAGUGUAAGUCAAAAUGGUGAAAAAUUAAAGAUGGAGGAGACGAAGGACUUUUAAAAAGAAGAGCUCCAGAUCCCAUUGGAAUUUUAAAUUACUCGAAAUUGGUUGAAACUUUUAAAAACUCUACUAAAUCAAAAAGUCUCUUUACUUUUAGCAUUUUCUGACAAAUUAUAAAUUGGUUUCGUUUAAGCUAUUUUAUUUUUCUUGAUCAAAUCAAUUAG
Molecule: messenger RNA, 304 nt
Organism: Blepharisma stoltei
Lineage: Eukaryota; Ciliophora; Heterotrichea; Heterotrichida; Blepharismidae
Source: the annotation of a GenBank genome assembly